AAAAACGAAACCAAAACCGUACUCCCUGCCCUUAGUUUUUAAAAUAAUAGAUGCCCUGGCUGCAGAGAGCUGCAGUAUACUACAACAGUAGCCGCUGAUGGAGUCUAACCAUGGAUGAGGAGGUUGACCCUGGUGAUGAAAAUGUGAACUCUGUCUUGGCUCAGGAAUCGUCAGAACUGCUCCACAUCCUUAGCAGUCAGUCACCCACAGUCAUAAUGAAGUUGUGCCAAACGAUGCCCAGUGAUGCCGGGUGGAACAUUGGUCACCUGGCCCCCACCAGCUCUUCAGCAGCAGUAACAGAACUCAUCAAAGCCAUGUUAGAGUACUACAGGGUGGCCAACACUACAGAUUGCCGCAACUUUCUUCAAAGCAUGUGUAUCUUGUGUGAGAAUAUCCCCAUGCGCUUGGAGUCGAGGCUCAUGUCAGUGGCUGGAUAUGCAAACAAUGUUUGUGACAAUUCCAGUCCCACUGUAAUGAACGAGGAGUCGUCAUCGACGCAUUUGGAGAAGCAGCUCAUCAAACGUCCACGGAUUGACCACUGGGAGCAGUACAUCGCUGCAGUAAUGAGUUUACUGCUGAGGAGGUUUGAGAGACUGAGCAAGGGCCUGGUAAAGGAGGCCCAGCUGGAGAAUGUGUGGGUUAGCCCAAGAACAGCAAACAGAGGCAGGGACAGACCUGAUCAAACCCCUGGGCCAACAGACAAAGGGGGCAGAACACCAGAGCCUGAUGGGGAUUUUGGGUCUUUGGAGUCUAGAGUGACAUUGGAGACCUUCCUCCAAGGGUGUGCAGGAAAGGUGACGGUUGUCGUUGGCCAGGCCGGAUCAGGAAAAACUCUGCUGAUGUCUUGUUUAGGAAAUCAGUGGGCACAUGGUCUUGGCCCUAUCCCUUCAUCUUACCUAUUUGUCCUGCUAGAGUUUCGUCAGCUCAAUCUACUGUCUGGCCCACUCUCACUGUCUGAGCUGUUAUUCCAGUACUACCUCCCUCCAAAGGGGGGUGAAGACAAAAAGAGAGCCAUUGUGGAUUACCUCCUUUCCAAUCCAGCGCAAAGUUGUUGGGUGCUGGAUGGCUAUGAUGAGUCUUACAGCAGAUUCACCAGACAAGAGGAGCAGAGAGAACUGUUGGACCCAGAAAACCCUCUCCCUGUUGCAGACCUAAUUUCAGGGCUAUUAAAUCGUCAGCUUCUUCCAGGAUGCACUGUGCUGGUCACCUGUCGUGUACGCAAUGUCAUGGAUUUGGAGUGCAUUUCAGAUAAAAUAGGGCAGCUGCUGGGAUGGGACUGCCAUGAGAUUAAGGAAUAUGUGGAAAACUUCUUUGGAGUAAAAGGUGACUCAGCAAACAGAGCUCUCGGGAUGCAGGCAGUGGAUCUCCUUUUUUCCAGUCGACACCUCCUUGCCAUGUCAUACCUCCCUGCCCUCUGCAACAUCUGCUGCAUCUGUUUGAAGCAUCUUCUGCUGGAAGAUGAAGAGGGAGGAACAGAAGUACAAUCCAGAGAACAAGACAGAGGAAGUGACACAAGAAGAAAAGCCACAGAAAAUGGACUAAAAGGAGUACAGAUUGCAGGAGAAAGAAGAGGAGGGAGUGAACACAUAAUGAUGGAUGGGACAAUUGGCAGAGCCCAGUCAUCUCCCACAUUAGCCCAGAUACCCUCCACUCUAACCCAGGUCUACCUCACUGUUCUUGGUGCAUUUCUGAGCCGUGACCCUGAAAAACGAGGAAAAAGUGACAAGGCAAAGACCACAAAACCUCCUCAGAGGCUGAUCACUCUAAGUCAGUAUCAAUCUCAGUUAAGUGAGCUGAGCCGGCUGGCGUGGAGAGGUUUAGAGGAAAGCAAGAUCCUCUUCUUGAAAGAGGAUAUUCCUCAGCAUGUUUUGGAGUUUGCAAUCAGGGCGGGUCUCUUCUCACAGGUGGAGCUCAGACUUGAGGAUGGGAUGCUCGUCAGUGCCUACUGUUUCAUUCAUCUGACAAUACAGGAAUUUUUGGCUGCCCUCAGAAUCAUGACCAGUAAUGAUGUUAAUGACACGCAGCUCAAGAGGAGAUUCAAUCUGAAAACUCGUUGGACAACCAAGUCAGACCAGAGGACGGUCUUCACUGACUCCCUGCACUUAUAUGUAUGUGGUCUGGCUUCCCAUCAGUGUACUCAAGCCUUAGUUCAAUUAGCCAAGGCAUUUGGUGGAAAAGGGGUUCAAAGUUGGGUCCAAAAACGACAAGCCCUUGUCCUGAAACUGCUAAGCAACUUGUGCCACAGCAACACCCUGACUGGACCCAAGAUACUGGAGCUUUGCCACUGCGUCCAGGAGAGCCAGGACCACCAACUGGCCAAGAAUGUUGUGGGUACGAGACCUACCCUGGAGCUGCGCAACAUCCGGCUAUUACCUAAUGAUAUUGAUGCUCUGGCUUUUGUAGUUAACUCAGCAGGUGAUAAAGGCAUUGGACUGGACAUUGGAGCAUGCUCAAUGGAGCUGGAGUGUUUAGAUGCCCUGCCUAGGUGUCAGUACAUUCACAAUCUCAGUUUUCGCAGCCGCAAGUAUGGCGACAAGUUCGCUGAGAAGUUGUCCUCCAUUUUGCCUGAAUUCACAACCCUGAGAAAACUGGUGUUUUGUAGUGCUAGACUGACUGCCACAGGAGCAGCUAGUUUGGCUUCUGCUCUAGAGAAGUGUCCAGACAUCACUGAAAUCAAUCUAAGUGACAACAGUCUGAAAGACGAAGGGAUCAAACACAUAGCUGACAUCUUUACCAAACUACCAAGACUGGCAUAUGUGAUGGUGGGUCGAAACAGAAGCUCUCUGAAAGCAGUGGACUAUCUCAUUGGGAAAAUGUCUUCAUGUUUGAACAUCCAACAUGUUCAUGCAGAUUCAAUGGAAAAAUUGACAGUGACUUUCUCCCAAAACUCAGAUAUGAGAAGCCAUAAAACUAAGUCUGAUCCAACAAUCAGCUUGUUGAACCAGAAAUGGAACAAGCCUGAGAUGCAAAAAGUUGCAAAUACAUUGAAGUGUUGCCCUGCCCUGUCUGUCCUGGAUUUGUCCGGAGGCCAGUGGGAUGUGGAAGUUCUAAAGACACUGAUUCAGUUUUUGCCAAAGUUCAAUAUCACCAACAAGAUCAUUCUCGAUGACAGCUGCUCUUCUGUGGAGGGCUUGGUGGUUCUGACUGCUCUGCUGUCUAAUUGUCCUGCUGUGGUGGAGCUUCAUAUCAGACUACAGUCUAGUCCAGAUCCUGUUCAGGUGUCUGUAGUGUUCUCUGGAGGGAGAGAAAAGCCUGCCAAUGAAAUAUCUAAAACACUCUGUCUCAGCUGCUGCGGUCUGCUGCAUGCUGAUCUGGGGAGAGUGUGGAGGAGUUUGGGGACUUCCUGUGAUCUCACAGUGCUGGAUUUGUCUAGUAACUGUUUAGGCAACAAAGGUCUGAGGAAGUUGCUGGACUUUCUGCCUGAUCUUAGAAACAUCCAGGAAAUCAAUGCCAGUAACAAUGGCAUCAGCAUGGAAGGAGUGGUGAUGUUGGCUGAUGGUUUGUGCUCCUGUAAGAACUUAACAGAAAUUCAUAUAAGUGAUGGAGGGAGAGAAAAGAUGAUCCUGAAGUUCUGCCCUGACAAAAGCGACGGCAAACAGCAGCUCAAGAUGUUCAGGAUAAACAACAGCAGCCUCCUGCCGUCUGAUAUAACCAGGCUAUGUAGGGAAUUAGUCAAGUGUCGCUUCCAUUUGGACUUAGAUUUGUCUCACAACUCAUUGAAAGAUGAAGCUAUCAAGAAUCUCCUCAAAGUCCUACCAAAGAUGGAGUCACUGCAGAGGCUCAAUGUCAGCAACAGCGUCUUAUCCACAAUUGGGGCACUGAUUUUGGUCAGUUGUUUGACGGUCAGUCGGCGAGUCACAUCCGUAGAGCUCAGGCCUCAGAGUGAAUGCCUUAUCCAUUUUGAUAGAGUGGAAGCAGAACAAGCCCACUGCAGGUUAACUCAUUUUAGCCUGAACUGCGAUAACUUGGAGAGACUGAUUGAGAUCCUGCAUAAGGUUCCUCAGCUGUCACUCCUGGAUUUAUCAAGUAACCAACUGGAAGAUGAAGCAGUGAAGCGUCUCAUGGAUUCUCUACCAAGGCUUAAAAUCAACAGCUUUGUCAAUUUGAGCAACAACAGCCUAACCCAGCAGGGACUGUUGGAUGUGGCCAGCACACUGUAUACCUGUGACAACGUCUCUGGUGUAGAAGUGGGUCUGGGAAAAGAGAAGAGGUGUCUUAUCUGGUUCCGAGAAUAUGGAGGUUGUGAAAAAACUCUGCGUGUCAAAGAGAGUAAUUUGGAACGUCAACAUCUGGUCAGUUUAGCAGAGAUUGUGUCUAACUGUCCCAGUCUGACCAAACUGGAGUUCAAGAACAAUUUACUGCAGUCGAAGUGGAUUGAAGACUUUGUGAAAGUGUUGAACAUCGGUCAGAGAAGUUGCAGUUUCAGUGUUGAGGAGUGGUGGAUCAGAGCUGAAAAAGCUAUCAGUUUAGUGUGUCGCUGUCUCGAGAUCAGCAGCAACAUUAAAACUGUCAGGGUGCACCACACCACACUUCACCUGUCUCUGAUGAAAUCUACUGGAUUGACUUCAGUCAGCCUUGUGGAAUGUGCACUAGAGGGGCACCAGCUUGCACCUAUGAGGAGCAUCAUCCAGAGGUGUCCUUUACUGAAAGAGCUGGAUUUUUCUCACAACAGCCUGGGGAUAGAUGGAGCUAAGUUUAUCUGUUCUGUUCUGCCCUCAAUGCCAAAACUCACUUCUCUCAGUAUUGUUUCCAAAGAGACGUGUACGACUGUGGUUGAGGAGCUCUCAGAGGCCUUGCUGCAGUCUACAACUGUUCAGAGCCUUAAUCUAUCAGGUCAUGUGAUUAGUGACGCAGCAGCUCAGACUAUGACCAGAAUCUUUCCCCGUUUACGAUCACUCAAUCUGUCUCAUUGUUUAUGGUCAGUGGCUGGAGGGCUGCAGCUUGUCAAAGCACUGGGACAGUGUGUUAGUCUGGAAGGACUUUGUUUGGACUCUGUGCACCUGGAUGAAAACAGCAGGGUGUAUCUAGCACAAGCACUAAGGAAUAUCCACUCUAUACGCAGUCUCAAGCUAAAUAAGAUUGAUGCAGUGAUGGGACCAUCAGCAGCAAAUGAUGUUUUGGAUCUCCUAGCUGCUAUGAAAGGAUUGACACGUAUACAGGAGAUAGAUUUGGGCGGCUGGAUGAUGGCUAAUAGAGGAGUAGAGCAGUUGAACAGGCUCCUUCCUACCUGGACGGAGCUCAGGAAGAUCAGACUUUCAAAGAACCUUAUGGGCGACCAAUCAGGAGAGAAGCUACUGGAGGCUUUGAUCAGCUGUAGUCAUCUGGAGGAGCUCUAUCUGUGCAGCAACCGUCUUGGUGAUCUCACUGCUGCCAGGAUGGCCCUUGUUCUACCAUCAAUGACACACAUCACCGUGUUGGAUAUUUCAGAGAACAUUAUUGGAUGUGAAGGGUCAGUGAGUCUGUCUAAAGCAAUAAUGUGCAUGAAGAACCUCACCAAGAUUCAAUUGACCUCUGUUGGGACUUCGGAGCUGUGUGCUAUCGCUGGCAGUCUGGCCCACUGUCCCCUCAUACAGGAAGUGGGUCUAGGGUGGAAUAAUUGUGGUGAUGACGUAGCGCUGGAGCUGGCUAGAGUUUUGCCUCUCUGUCAGAGGCUGACCAGAAUAGAUCUGGAGUCCAACAGUGUGAGUGUUUUUGGAGUGGAGGCCUUGGUUAGAGCCUUACAGUUGUGUCCUGCUCUUCAGCUCGUCAGGCUGUGGAGGAACAAAGUAUCUUCCAGCGAAGCCCACAGAGUGAAUCUGAAGGACAGGAGGCUGAAUUUCUCAUCUACCUAAUGUGAUUUGUGUUGCUAGGCAGUAAUUCUAAGUAGUAACACUCCUCUUCAUCAGUAUCUGCAGAGGUUAUCAUCAUGAUGUUGAUAUGUUAUGAAUAUUACACAGUUUUAACUAGUGCAUUACCACCUGUGACAGACAACUGGUAGACACAUUUCUGUUAUCAGUACAGCCUCUGGUCAGAAUAUGUGUUACGUUAUGAUAUGAUAAAUUAGAUUAGAUAUGAUUGCUUUAAAGUAAGAUAAAGUCAAAAGGUGUAUAUACAACAUUGAUUUAUCUAAACAUACACAAAAUUAACAAGCUGGCUAUAAAGUUUAUCAAGCGUAUUUUUGGUGUUCUCUUUUUGUCAAAACCUCAUCUUUGCGUCAUGGAUUUGUAAUGUAAUCCACAUAAAGUCAGCAAAUUAGGCUAAGUCAUGUUAUGGCUAAUUGUUAAAUAGUAUGCACAUAGAAAUGUUUUUGGUUGAAUAGGCAUCUUAAGAAGCAAGAUGCUAAUUUGAGACGUUUUCUUAUUUUCAAAAUGAUGGACUGAGUGUUUCCGUCCAGGAGCUGUUGGUGACCCACACUGCUGUGAAAGUAGAGGCCUUGAUUUAAAGGAUUUCUUGAUUUCUAAUAAGCUUUCCUUUGAGAAAAUACUUCGUAUACACAGUCUAAGCAGUCUCUCAUACGCUGAAUCACUUUUCACUGUAAUGCUGUGUACAAGAGUUAGAGGCCACAUGGGUGAAUACACAAUAGUACAUGAACUCACAGUAAAAAGAGUUGAAAGGGAGGACCCCCUCUCUGUUAUCUGCUCUUAUGGUCAUUUCAGGUUGAGGUCUCUGUCCAUUUUGCGUAUUUAUUUCUACUGUUAUUAUGGAAAGGAAUUUUUUUUAAGUAAUUUAUUAAGCUCUAAUUGAACCUUAGUUUUGUUUGAUUUUUUUGCAUAAGUAAAUUGUAGAUGAUAAUAUUUAAUUAGAAGUACUUGUGUAAAAGGGGAUGCCACACACUGUAACAAUUACAGACUGGGUUUCACAGAUACUUAUAUUUCAUUAGUUUCUUAGUUUGCUGAUAGUGUAAUAAUGAUGCUCCCAGUUCUGAAACUAGUGCACCUUAUGUCCUUUUCAAUUCUUCUGUGUAUGGCUGUCCAGCUUUUCCGGUUAUUUCAGUUUCAAUAUAGAUUCUGCACAGACACUAGAUUUACACUAGCGCAGAUGAAAUGUCCUGAAGCAGCUUAUCAGUUAAAACGUGGUUCACUUCUAAGGUUUGUGUUCAGGUUUUUGAGUUCUUACUUUUUCAGUUUUUAGUUCUUGUGACAAAUUGCCUGUAUCCUUGACAUUCAUUCAUUCUGACUUGCACUGAGGUGUCAA
Messenger RNA from Xiphias gladius (swordfish), 7173 nucleotides. RefSeq names its product NLR family, CARD domain containing 5 (gene nlrc5). NCBI's taxonomy places the organism in Eukaryota, Metazoa, Chordata, Actinopteri, Istiophoriformes, Xiphiidae. The record is from RefSeq and is a predicted model, not a curated record. Bases 111 to 5831 code for a protein of 1906 amino acids. Gene Ontology annotation, biological process: positive regulation of MHC class I biosynthetic process; inflammatory response; positive regulation of transcription by RNA polymerase II. Gene Ontology annotation, molecular function: protein binding. The transcript has 54 exons.